AUGCUUUCGUCACGCUACAAGCAGCCCAUUGUAGAGGGUUCUCUGUUAUAUCUGAAGGAUGGAAUAACUCGUAAUGUCAAACCGCGUGCCCUGGAAAUGAAAGGCAUUAUUAGUCAGCGAAAUCGCUUGGCAUCUUACCUUUCGAAAUUGAAGCCUGAUCUGCUGCCUGGAAUCAUUGUGCGUUUCAUUCACGAGAAUCAGAAGACUUGUUGCUUAUCAAAUCUUCGGUGUAGGUGCAGCCAUGUGGAUGUCUCGACUGACGGUUACUCCGCUUAUCUUCUCACUUUUGGAGGGAAUUCAAAUAUAGUCGAUUCGGUUUUCGCUCCUGGAAAUAUGUGUAUUGUUUCGACUUCAGCGCAACCAGGCAUACUCCUCGUACCCAUAGUGGAAUCGUCGUCAAAGAACGUGACGGUCCGCAGUGACCGGCUGAUUGACCUUCAGGAGACCUAUCACCUUGAUCUCUACAACAGUUUUUCGACUUAUCCCACAACUCUUGGCAAUCUUGUUCUUCUCAUGGGGAACGACGAAGCGAGUAUUGAGCAACGGAAUGCCGUGCACGCGGCUAUUCUAUCUAACGACUACACUCUGAUAGAAGGGUUUCCGGGAUCAGUUCUGCUGACUGCAAAUACCCAUUCCGCCUUGGAUAAUGUCCUGGCCAAGUUGAAAAAGUAUACUGAUGGCUCGAAAAUACUCCGACUUGGCAACUCAGCAUCAGUUCGUGAAAGUGUCGCAGAUCUUACGCUGGAGUCAAAACUAAGUUGUUUUGACGGAGACAAGUAUAAAACCGCUAGAAAAAUCUUGAGGGAAACGCCACUUGUCGCCAGCACUUGCCACUAUGUGCCUCGAGAUGUGCUGUUUUCAUGGAGGAAGUUUGACUAUUGUAUUAUAGAUGAGGCGUCAAUGGUGCUGGAGCCGGUUGUCAUAUCUGCUAUAGCUGCGGCCAGUCGUUUUGUUCUUGUCGGAGAUGCUCACCAACUGUCACCUCUUGUUCAGAAUAGAAAGUGCUCGGAGGAAGGAAUGUCUGUCUCGUUGUUCGAACGUCUUCAAGUACACAAAACGGCUAUGCAUUCUCUUGAAGCGCAAUAUAGAAUGAACAGCACGAUCGCAAAGCUUAGUAGCAGUCUGUUCUACGAGAAUCGCUUGAGAUGUGCCAAUGAGGAUGUCGCUCGAGCAUGCCUUGCAAAUUUGGCAGGCUACAAGUCGUCUUCGAGUGGUGAUGGGCCGUGGAAGAUCAUUGAAAGUGGACAACUACAUGACGCUCUCGUUUUUGUGGAUACAUGUGCUGGAACAACCUCAGAGUUUGCUGCCGUGUGCUCGGACACUGGAUUGAUACACAACAAUGGUGAAGCCCGUCUAGUCCGCGAUAUUGUAUUACGGUUUCUUGAGAAUGGCGUCCGCGCCAGCGCCAUUGGCGUAAUGUGCGUUUACCGCAAGCAGGUUGAAGUGAUCAAGACCGCUCUGGGCAAUGAAAUGGAUAUCGAGGUCAACUCAGUCGACCAAUUUCAAGGACGCGAUAAAUCUGUGAUAGUGUGGUCUCUUGUAUGGACCCAAGAUUCGGGAAGAGUGAGUUUUUUCAGUAAAAUCAGUGCUAUAUCGUUUUCAAGGCGAAUGUUUCAAGCAACUUACUCGGCGUAUUCCCUCAGAUGGACUAGGCUUCACGUACUGAGUUCUGAGCCUGACAGUGGCCGUGUACUGUUUGGCAGGAUGGGAGAGUCGCAAUUCUUUUUUCCUUCAUAUCCCUAG
Molecule: messenger RNA, 1743 nt
Organism: Cooperia oncophora
Lineage: Eukaryota; Metazoa; Nematoda; Chromadorea; Rhabditida; Trichostrongylidae
Source: the annotation of a GenBank genome assembly